Molecule: messenger RNA, 6048 nt
Organism: Prunus mume (Japanese apricot)
Lineage: Eukaryota; Viridiplantae; Streptophyta; Magnoliopsida; Rosales; Rosaceae
Source: RefSeq, a predicted model, not a curated record
CAGAGAAAAAAAAACACAUAAUGAUUUCGUUUGCUUGACUCAAAAUAAUUGCUCUUUAAGUCAAUGGAUGGAUGAUCCUUUCAUUUGGUCAUUCACAAACUGCUUGUUUAUACAAUCCAUCAAGGCAGAUUACUUGUUCACAACACCUCAUCCAUGGCACUUGUGAGAGCAGCCCAGCAAACCUCCUCUUCUUAUACUUGUCGAUAUUGUCGUUAUCACGUGUUCCUGAGUUUCAGAGGCCAAGACACUCGCAAGACUUUCACUGACCACCUCUACACGGCCCUUGUCAACGCUGGAUUUCGCACUUUCAGAGACGACGAUGAAGUCGAGAGAGGAGAAGGUAUCAAGCCCGAACUGCAGAAAGCAAUCAAACACUCACGAACUUCUGUUAUUGUGUUCUCAAAAAACUACGCAUCGUCCAGAUGGUGCCUUGAUGAGCUCGUCAUGAUCCAUGAACGGCUCUCAGCUGACCAUGUCGUUUUUCCUGUCUUCUACGACGUGGAUCCAUCCGAUGUGCGGAACCAGACGGGAAGUCUUGCAAAGGCAUUUGCUAGACACCAAAAAACACAAUCGUCGAACAAAGUGAAGGAAUGGAGGAAGGCACUUAAAGAGGUUGCAGAUCUGGGAGGGAUGGUCUUACAAAAUCAAGCUGAUGGACACGAGUCAAAGUUUAUCAACAAGAUUGUUCAAGUGAUAGGAAAAACACUAAGGCGUAGACCCCUAAGUGUUCCCCACUUCGUGAUCGGAAAGCAUUCUCUAGAUCUAGUCAACAAACUGAAUUUAUGGUUACAAGAUGGAUCAGAUGAUGUUGGCAUACUUGUAAUUUAUGGCAUGAGUGGAAUAGGGAAGACAACCAUUGCAAAGCGUGUUUAUAAUUCAAACUAUGGAAGGUUUGAAGGAAGGAGCUUCCUUGAAAACAUAAAAAGAGUUUCGCAGCAACCCAAUGGCUUAGUUCAAUUACAAACACAGCUUCUUUCUGAUGUUUUGAAAGGGAGAAAAAUGAAAAUAAGCAGUGUUAGUGAAGGAUUAACUGAGAUUGAAGAUGCAAUAAGCUCUAAGAAGGCUCUCCUUGUUCUCGAUGAUGUGGAUCAUAUGGAUCAAUUAGAUGCUGUAUUUCGGAUGAAAGAUCAAUUUUGUCCAGGAAGUAAAAUCAUAAUAACAACUAGGCAUGCAAGAUUGUUAAGGGCUCAUCAAGUUACUAAGAUGCAUAAAGUUGAAACUUUGGAUGACAAGGAAUCAUUGGAGCUUUUUAGUUGGCACGCUUUUGGUCAGGACCAUCCCAUUGAAGGUUACAUAGAAUAUUCGCAAAAAAUAGUGGGUCAUUGCGCAGGACUUCCAUUAGCUCUUAAAGUUUUAGGUUCUUCUUUGUUGGGGGAAAGUAUAGAUGUAUGGAAAAGUGCACUGGAGAAGUUAGAAGCCAUUCCAAAUGGUGAAAUAGUAAAUAAACUAAGAGUAAGCUAUGACUCUUUGCAAGAUGACCAUGACCGAAAUUUAUUCCUCCACAUUGCUUGUUUCUUUAUCGGAAAGGACAAAGACUACAUUGUUAACAUACUAGAUGGAUGUGAUUUCUACACACUUGUUGGCAUUCAAAAUCUCAUUGAUAGAUGUUUGGUGAUUAUUGAUGGAUGGGACAAGGUGCAAAUGCACAACCUGAUUCGUGGAAUGGGAAGAGAAAUUGUUCGCCUAGAAUCCAAGGAGCCUUGGAAGCGUAGUAGAGUAUGGCAUCAUAAAGACUCUUUCAAAAUCUUGACAGAAAAGAAUGGUACGGAAACAAUUGAAGGUCUUGUCCUAGACAUGCACAUGUGCCCUACAAACAGUUCCCUAAACUCAAAUGAGAAAGUCUUGGAAACCAAUUCAUUUUCAAGGAUGCAUGAAUUAAAACUACUCCAUCUCAGUCAUGUAAAACUCGACGGAUGUUACGCAGAAUUUUGUACCGGAUUAAGAUGGUUGUGUUGGAUUGCAAUUGAUGAGCUCGAGACUGGGAAAGGAAUGAACCAAAUUGGCACCUUACAACGUGCUGGUGAUACUCGUUGGGGUUCUCAUUUGAAAUCAAUUACUAGCUUGGUAAAUAUGUUUAGUGCAACAUGCAUAGUUCUAAUUAAUAUAAUUGAUAACGGAACUACUUAUUCUCAACGAGGAGAUGUUGAUGCGGCUUAUGAGGCAAUGACUUCAUAUGAAUUUGUCUUUAUCUUACAUCUAAUGAAAGAAGUUAUGGAGAUCACUAAUGAUCUUUGUCAAGCUUUGCAAUGUCAAUCCCAAGACAUCAUAAAUGCCAUGAAUCUUGUUUCUUCCACUAAAGCACUCAUCCAAGAAUUAAGAGAUGAUGGAUGGGAUUCUUUGCUUACCAAGGUGAAUUCUUUUUGUGAAGCACGGAACAUAGAUAUACUAGAUAUGAAUGCUCGUUAUGUUGCAAGACGAGGUAGAGCUCGCCAUCAACAAGAUGAUUUUACGAUUAAGCAUUAUUAUAUGAUAGAUAUUUUUUAUGCUACAAUAGAUUCUCAACUUCAAGAAUUAAAUAGCAGAUUUAGUGAUCAAACAACAGAGCUGCUUAUUAUGGGGUCGGCUUUGGAUCCUCGUGAAGUGAAUAAAUCUUUUAGGAUUGAUGAUAUUUGUCAAUUGGUAGAUAAGUUCUAUCCACAAGACUUUGAAGAUCAUGAGAAGAUAGGUUUGAGAAGACAACUUCAACAUUUUGAGAGUGACGUCGUUAGACUUCCAGAGUUCAAAAACUUGUCAACAAUUUCUGAUCUAUCUCAAUGGAUGGUAACGACUAGAAGAUCAACGACAUAUCCACUUGUUUAUAGAGUGGUUGUUCUUGUGCUUACUCUUCCUGUUUCUACAGCAACUGCAGAGCGAUCAUUUUCUGCUAUGCGUAUAGUAAAAACUAGGCUCCGUAACAAGAUGGAAGACGAAUUUCUCACAGACUCUUUGAUUAUGUACAUCGAAAGGGAAAUUGCAGAAAAGUUUAGCGUUGAAAAUUUGAAACUUUUUGAUGUCUUGUUUGGUUUAUAUAUUGGCCCCCCAACACAUAAAUUCCUGGCUCCGCCACUGAUCUCAGCUGACCAUGUCAUUUUACCUGUCUUCUACGACGUGGAUCCAUCCGAUGUGCGGAAGCAGACAGGAAGUCUUGCAAAGGCAUUUGUUAGACACCAAACAACCCAACCGUCGAACAAAGUGAAGGAAUGGAGGGAGGCACUUGCAGAGGUUGCAGAUCUGGCAGGCAUGGUCUUACAAAACCAAGCUGACGGACAUGAGUCAAAGUUUAUCAACAAGAUUGUUCAAGUGAUAGGAGAAAAACUAAGGCGUAGACCCUUAAGUGUUCCCCACAUCAUGAUCGGAAUGCAUUCUCGAGUCAACGAACUUAAUUUAUGGUUACAAGAUGGAUCAGAUGAUGUCGGUAUACUUGUAAUUUACGGCAUGAGUGGAAUAGGGAAGACAACCAUUGCAAAGUCUGUUUAUAAUACAAACUUUAGAAGAUUUGAAGGAAGCAGCUUCCUUGAAAACAUUAGAGAAAUUUCACAACUGCCCAAUGGCCUAGUUCAAAUACAAAUACAACUUCUUUCUGAUAUUUUGUAUGGGAGAAAAGUAAAAAUACAUAGUGUUAGCAAGGGAAUGACUGAGAUAGAAGAUGCGAUAAGCUCUAAAAAGGUUUUUCUUGUUCUCGACGAUGUGGAUCAUAUUAGCCAAUUAGAUGUGGUGCUUGGGAUGAAAGAUAAGUUUUAUCCAGGAAGUAAAAUCAUCAUAACAACUAGGCGUGCAGGAUUGUUAAAGGCUCAUCAAGUUACUAAGGUGCAUGCAGUUGGAACUUUGACUCGAGAAGAAUCAUUGGAGCUCUUUAGUUGGCACGCUUUUGGCCAAGACCAUCCCAUUGAAGAUUACAUAGAAUUUUCAGAGAAGCUAGCCGAUCACUGCGGAGGACUUCCAUUAGCUCUUCAAGUUUUAGGUUCUUCGUUGUUGGGGGAAAGUAUAGGUGUAUGGAAAAGUGCAUUGGAGAAAUUGAAAGUCAUUCCAAAUGGUGAAAUAGUAAAUAAGCUAAGAGUAAGUUACGAUUCUUUGCAAGAUGACCAUGACCGAAAAUUAUUCCUCCACAUUGCUUGUUUCUUUAUCGGAAAGGACAAAGAUUACAUUGCUAAAAUACUGGAUGGAUGUGAUUUCUAUACAAUUGUUGGCAUUCAAAAUCUCAUCGAUAGAUGUUUGGUGACAAUAGUUGAUGGAUGGGACAAGGUGCAGAUGCACGACCUGAUUCGUGGAAUGGGAAGAGAAAUUGUUCGCCUAGAAUCAAAUGAGCCUUGGAAGCGUAGUCGAGUAUGGCAUCAUAAGGACUCUUUCAAAAUCUUGAUGGAAAAGAAUGGUACGGAAACAAUUGAAGGUCUUGUCCUAGACAUGCACAUGUGCCCUACAAACAGUCCCAUAAACUCAAAUGAGAAAGUCUUGGAAACCAAUGCGUUUUCAAGGAUGCAUGAAUUAAAACUACUCCAUCUCAGUUAUGUAAAACUCGACGGAUGUUAUGCAGAAUUUUGUACUGGAUUAAGAUGGUUGUGUUGGCUUGAAUUUCCUUUGGAUUCUAUACCCACCGAUUUUCCUGUGGGCAAUCUGAUUGUUCUUGAAAUGCAGUAUAGCGGCUUGAGACAAAUCUAUGAAGGAACAAAAUGUCUUUGGUCCUUGAAGAUCCUUGAUCUUAGCCAUUCUCAUUCCCUUACAGAAACAAUGGACUUCUCAUAUUGCCCAAAUCUAGAGAAAUUGGUUCUAGUAGACUGUACAAGCCUGAUUUAUGUCCAUGGAUCCAUUGGAAACCUAGAGAGACUUAUUUACUUGAAUAUGAAAGAUUGCGAAAACCUUAGGAUGCUUCCCAAGAACAUUUGUAUGCUAAAAUCACUUGAAACAUUUAUUAUAUCCGGUUGCUCAAAUCUUAAUGGGUUAUCAAUUGAGAUGUUGAGGAACAUGGACUCGUUAAAAGUGCUUGAGACAGAUGGAAUUCCGAUAAGUGAAUUAUGGCUAGAAAGAAGUUCGAGUAUCUUGGGUUCUUUACCAUGCUCUUUAGUAGAAUUAAGUCUUUGGGGGUGCAAUCUUUCGGAUGAUGCCUUUCCUAUGGAUUUUAGUCAUUUGUCCUCAUUGCAGAGACUAAAUCUAGGGAAUAAUCCAUUUGGUAGCCUACCAAAUUGUAUCAAAGGAUUAACAAGGCUCCAUAAACUCUCUUUUUCCAAGUGUACAAGUCUCAAAUCGCUUCUCAGGUUACCAAAACUAAGCUACUUGGAUAUCUCCGGUUGCAUAUCAUUGGAAAAAAUAACGUAUCAAUACCCCCUUUUAGCCUGGAAAGGCGGUACCGGAUUAAGUUGCAACUACAACCUAGUUGAGUGGGAGUACAGCUACAAGUUACAACCCAUUGGAAGGGUAGAUGUAGAAAUGAUCAACCUCUUGGAAUUGUGCAACUUGGUGGAAUCAAUGGCACCCAUUCGGAUGCACAUACAAUUCCGAAAUUUACGAAAGGUUGAUCCAAUUCCUGUCCAGGGAUUGUACGAAGAAAGUAUAUUCAGCACUUUUUUUGCUGGGAAUGAAGUUCCAGGCCAGUUCAGCCAUAAAAGUACAAAGUCCCCAAUAUCUUUUACAGUGCCAUUACGUGAUUAUAAUCACAGAAUUCGAGGCUUGAAGGUCUUCGCUAUAUAUACAAAAUUGAAUGCCAAUGGAUCUUCUAAAGGUUUACCUGGGCCAAUAAUGACUAGAGUCAGAAAUAAGAGCAAGGGUCUGAAGUGGAUCUAUUGCCCACGAUGCUACGGUAUUCCAAGUGAAGGAGAAGACAUGAUAUGGUUAAGCCUCUGGAAGUUGGAGGAGCAGGUUCACUUAGAAGGUGGCGAUGAAGUGGUUGUUUCAGUAAUAAUGCAACCUUGGCUUCAGGUUAAGGAGUUUGGAAUCCAGCUUCAAGAGAAUCAUAAUAUGAUGACUUAUUAUCCAUGUGUCAAGAGUGUAGAUUUGUAUCAAUAUCAGCCAGGAGUAUACUUGCUUUCCACAAGAACUGUACCAAUACACUUGCACAGAUGCACUCCAGGUGUUUGA